Molecule: messenger RNA, 1015 nt
Organism: Balaenoptera acutorostrata (minke whale)
Lineage: Eukaryota; Metazoa; Chordata; Mammalia; Artiodactyla; Balaenopteridae
Gene: GOSR2
Product: golgi SNAP receptor complex member 2
Exons: 6
Coding region: 144-761 (205 amino acids)
Biological process (GO): vesicle fusion; intra-Golgi vesicle-mediated transport
Cellular component (GO): Golgi apparatus; endoplasmic reticulum membrane; ER to Golgi transport vesicle membrane
Molecular function (GO): SNAP receptor activity; SNARE binding
Source: RefSeq, a predicted model, not a curated record
UCGGGCACGGGCUGGGGCAAAGCCAGGUUGGGCGAGGCCUGCCCCCGGGCUGGGCCCUCGGGCGUCCGCCAGUAUGGAGGCCGAGUCUUUCCGCCCGGGCGCUGCAGCGGGGAGCAGCUCGGAAGUGCUCAGUCUUUGACGGGAUGCCCAGGCAGGUCCACGAGAUCCAGUCUCACAUGGGACGCCUGGAGACAGCCGACAAGCAGUCUCUGCACUUAGUAGAAAACGAAAUCCAAGCAAGCAUAGACCAGAUAUUCAGCCAUCUAGAGCGUCUGGAGAUCUUGUCCAGCAAGGAGCCUCCUAACAAAAGGCAGAAUGCCAAACUUCGUGUCGACCAGUUAAAGUAUGAUGUCCAGCACCUGCAGACUGCUCUCCAAAACUUCCAGCAUCGGCGAUACGCAAGGGAGCAGCAGGAAAGACAGCGAGAAGAGCUUCUGUCCCGCACCUUCACCGCUAAUGACUCUGACACCACCAUACCAAUGGAUGAACCACUGCAGUUUAACUCCUCCCUCCAGAAAAUUCACCACGGCAUGGAUGACCUCAUUGGAGGCGGGCACAGUAUUCUGGCGGGACUGAGGGCCCAGAGACUGACCUUGAAGGGGACCCAGAAGAAGAUCCUCGACAUCGCCAACAUGCUCGGCUUGUCCAACACAGUGAUGCGGCUCAUCGAGAAGCGAGCUUUCCAGGACAAGUACUUCAUGAUCGCUGGGAUGCUGCUCACCUGUGUGGUCAUGUUCCUCGUGGUGCAGUACCUGACCUGAGCCAGCCAGGCCCUGUGGCUGAACAGUGGUCCCGCGGCGUGGCAGUGUGUGUGAGUGUGAGUGUGCAGAGAGAGGGAGCCCCAGAGGCUGCCUUCUGAAAUGUGUGCCCAUCUUAACUGUGAAGACCACUCGGAAGUAAUUGUGACCUGUAACCUGGUGGGAGUUUCAAACCUCUGUCUUUUGUGACAUCUUGGAGGGGAAACUCGUGCUACCAAGAUGUGGUGCUUAGGAAAUGAACGAAGUGUCUGUUCUCU